AUGACCCGCAGCCCUAACAUAGACAUAGUGCACUGGCAUGGCGACGACCAGGUCCUCAAGAUCUCGACCGUCCACCGGACUACCGUACAUUUCCCCAUCCUCCGAUCUCCCCAAAGUCGGUCCCGGCGCCAUGAGGCUCGCAUUCCCGAACGAGCCACCACCCCGCACUUUAUGACCCCCACUGGUGCUUUGAGACAUCCCGACACACGUGAAACCCCGCCUCCGCAGCUGCUGCGCGCACGCGACCUCCCCAGGUCUGCAGGCCUGACCCCGAGCGCGUCCCGGCCUGCCGACUCGGCGCAGAGCUCGUGUGGGCCGCUCUACGAUCGUGGAGUUAUCGGACUGAUCGCGUCGACGCGUGCUCGCAUUUUCAACGGCGCGUCUGCUUUGGUACGGGCGUACGUCCGCGUACGUUUCCGGCCAUGGAUAUCGCGCACUGGAGUAGGGUCGGCCGCCUGGUCGACCGUGGCUGAACACUUGUACUCCGAGGUCGGCUUCGCGACGGCCUCCGUGCCCCGCGCAGAGUCCGAGCAAGACGGGCAGCGCACGCCUGCGCCUAUGCACACAUCCUCUGAGCACCGUCUGCUGCUUCCAGUUCAGUGUUCGCCACGGCACAAGUCCUGCUCGAGCCAGUAUUACGAUGAUCCUCUGGUCCUCCACGAAUUCGAAAAGAAAAAUAGACAUGAGCCAACCGCCUCCAAACAGCCAACCAGCCAGCCAAUCCAAUCAGCCAAUCCGCCAAUCAACCAAUUAGCCCUCGAAUGUCUGAUGGCCAACUUCCGACUGCGUUUUUUUUUCGAAGUCGAGGGCUUUUCGAUCCUCGAUCGCCCUCGAUACACAUCUCAAAAUUUGUCUUCCGCGCCGUCGGGCUUGCCAGGGCUCGCGUCGUCGCUUCUUUUCGUUGACCUGCCCCUACUAGCCCCUACUGUAGCAACCCGCAGCCUCCUGCAAAAAAUUAUCGGAGAUUGCCACCAGUCGCCUCACCCUGGUCGCUUCCAGUCGGCUCUCGCUGAUGCCGCCAAGCAGCCGAAUCGGUACCGCCACGCUCUUGCUGAGGACGCCGACGCCGACGCACGAACCCUCCAAGACGAGCGUUGUUUCUUGCAACUUAUCUCCGCACAUCCCCGCACCGACGAGUUGAAUGACUUCUCUGGCAAGACGUCAGAGACUCUUUCGUGGACCGACGUCUACAUCCAUACAUCGCGCGGCCCACAAGCACACACGUCCGAGUCAAGCACAGACACCCGCACAGACGACCCAAAAACUCAAACCGUCUAUCGCAGUCCUCAUUCCGGCCGUCAUCGUGUCAUCGCGCUAGUCCUUCGCGCUGAUCCCGACAUCUUGGCCUUCAAGUGUUGGCCAUGUACACCUUCACUGCUGUCGCCUGCCAGUCCCGAUCGCGGGAUUCUAAAUUGGUAA
This is a messenger RNA of Heterobasidion irregulare TC 32-1, 1419 nucleotides long. RefSeq lists its product as uncharacterized. NCBI's taxonomy places the organism in Eukaryota, Fungi, Basidiomycota, Agaricomycetes, Russulales, Bondarzewiaceae. The transcript has 8 exons. The record is from RefSeq and is a predicted model, not a curated record. Bases 1 to 1419 code for a protein of 472 amino acids.